ACUUUUUUCAGUAAAAUCUAUGAUAAGUAAUUUUCCUAGAAAAAGUUUUUUACCUUGUUUUAUUAUAUAAUAAGAUUUAUGUACAGAAUACACAAACUGUUCAAAUAGAAAGGAAACGAGCAACUAAUAUGGUGAUAUUAUUCGUUUGUGGUUAGGCGCUGGGUCAUAGGAUGUAACCUAACCCAAAUUAAAAUAAUCAUUUAGUAUUAUUUACUCAGAGAAAAAAUCAUUAGAUCUGCUUCAUGACAUGCGUCUAUCUAAGACAGCAAAUUUUAUAUUAGAUGUUUUCAUCAAAUAUAUAAAGUGAUAAGGAAAAUAAAAAGUUUAACAGUAUAACCUACGUCAGCAAUUAAUUUUUCCAGGAAAGUAAAAUAUCUUAAAUCGAGCUUAGAUAUAUUAUUAAUAUUACUUAGUCACAAAUAAUUUCGUGUUAUUCGAUAAUAUGACACAAAACUUUAAACAUAAAAGUCAAAUAAGUACUAAGUAAUACAAAGUAUUAUGGACGUGUAAAUUUAAACAAUACAGUACCUAGUUAUUCAUUGGAGAUAAGAGCGUCAUCUAUACAAAUUAAAGAAAUAUAUUUAAAUCUUUAACUCUGAAGAAUAUUGCAGCGUUAAAAAUGUCAAACUUAAGAUCAAUGUUUGCUGAUGGAUUUGUGGAGCGACAUGAUCUUGAACAAUAUUUUUGGACAGAAGAAACUGUUCAACGUUUAAUGAAUGCUCUUAAAGACUUCUAUGAGCAAUGUUGUUGUCUUACAACACCUAGUUUGGCUCAUGCCUGGCACUUGAAAGGACGGGAAGAAGUGUUAUUGGAUAUAGAUACAAGAUUUGAUUAUUUACCUAAAUUUAAAUACUACGACAUAACACAUCCUCAUGAGAUAGAAAACCAAUUUCGAGUCGUUAUUUUUGAUCCUCCUUUCUUUUACAUCCCUAUGGAAAAACUCUUUGAAGCUGUUUGUAAAGUUGUCCAUAAUAAUUUUUACACCAAAAUUAUGAUAGGUUUUCUUAAACGCGAAGAAAAUGAACUAAUGAAAUAUUUUCAUGUAUUUAACAUAAAACCUACUAAAUUUUCUUUAAACUAUGCAACUGUAAAACCUAAUAAGUGGAAAAAUUACUGUUUAUAUUCAAAUGUAGACCUACCUGGAAUUAAAAGAAUCAAAUAAAUGUUGAUAAUUAGGAAAAUAUGAAAUAUGAGAAAACAAACAAAUUUUUUUUGAAUAGUAUAUUAAUUUUGUACUUUAAAAAAUUUACAUUUCUAUAAUUACUGGGUACCUUAUUUUAAUUGGAAAGGAAUAAAAGGUAUAAUAAUAUAAUUAUAGAUUAGAAUUAUUAUUAAGGGGUAAAAACAGACAAAUUUUAUUUAUAAGUUGUAUAAUGGGAUUUAUGAACUCAUUUUAGCACCUUCAGACAUUUAGCUCUUAUACACCAAUGUUACCUAAUUACAAUAAAAGUUUUUUUUUUUGUAAGCAAUAAAUGAAAAUUUCAUUUUUGUAGUAUCCUUUUAAGUAAUCAUUUUUUAAAAACAUAUUUAUUAUAUUAAAAUUAGAAAAAACCCAAUUUAUUUAAGAUUAAAUCUUUCCUUAUGAUUAGAGGUCAGAAUUUUGUUACUAUGGACAUAUUUCUUUUAUAGAACAGUAACUAAUAACUGUAAAACACAG
This is a messenger RNA of Daktulosphaira vitifoliae (grape phylloxera), 1657 nucleotides long. RefSeq lists its product as uncharacterized. Gene Ontology annotation, molecular function: protein-lysine N-methyltransferase activity. The record is from RefSeq and is a predicted model, not a curated record. The transcript is spliced from 2 exons. NCBI's taxonomy places the organism in Eukaryota, Metazoa, Arthropoda, Insecta, Hemiptera, Phylloxeridae. The coding region runs from base 620 to 1162 and encodes 180 amino acids.